AUGGAGUCUCCAAUCCCUAGAGAAGUCAAAAUUCAAGCUGCCCUGAAAGAACUUUCAGAGGGCAAGAUGACAUAUGCAGAAGCGUCCAAGGCGUAUGGAGUCGGCGUGGGCACAUUACACGGGCGAAUGCACGGUGCGAAGCCUCAACGUCAAGCCCAUAAGGCUGUUCAGAAGCUGUCACCAGCGUUAGAAGAAUCAAUCGUCCAUUGGAUUCUCUUCGAAAAGCUGGCCAAUCGUCCCCCAGCCAAGGUAAUGGUGCACCGGUACGCACAACACGUGUGCGACCUGUCAGGCAUCCAGACCACGCUUGGCAGACAUUGGGUUGACCGCUUCUACUUUCGACACCCCGAAGUGAACAUCAAAGUAACACUGGAGCCUGCUUUUGACGUCUUCGUCUUGCAUACCACCCAGGCUGUGAAGAAGGCCGAGCCCUGGGGGCCGUUGCACCGAGCAUGUGGUGCCAUGCCGAUAUACCUCACCAAGGCUCCCUGUGCGACGGACAACUGCAGUCCUUUUGGGGGCGUUCAAGUGGCUUUAAACGCAUGCCAGCCUUCUCAUGGCAUUCGCAUCUGCCAUGACACAAAUGCUCUCAUCCAUACCAAGGCACACUUGAUCACAUUCAUCUCCACGAACGAAGUCUAG
Messenger RNA from Diaporthe amygdali, 642 nucleotides. RefSeq lists its product as uncharacterized. The transcript has 2 exons. NCBI's taxonomy places the organism in Eukaryota, Fungi, Ascomycota, Sordariomycetes, Diaporthales, Diaporthaceae. Gene Ontology annotation, molecular function: DNA binding. The record is from RefSeq and is a predicted model, not a curated record. Bases 1 to 642 code for a protein of 213 amino acids.